Quercus robur (English oak) is the source of this 2498-nucleotide messenger RNA. RefSeq names its product beta-amyrin synthase-like. The record is from RefSeq and is a predicted model, not a curated record. Gene Ontology annotation, biological process: triterpenoid biosynthetic process. NCBI's taxonomy places the organism in Eukaryota, Viridiplantae, Streptophyta, Magnoliopsida, Fagales, Fagaceae. Gene Ontology annotation, molecular function: beta-amyrin synthase activity. Gene Ontology annotation, cellular component: lipid droplet. The coding region runs from base 68 to 2356 and encodes 762 amino acids. The transcript is spliced from 17 exons.
UAGAGUGGUAUUGUUAUCGUCACUGCUCACUAGUAGCUGUGUGCAGUCUGAUUGAAGCUAAAAAAGAAUGUGGAGAUUGAAGAUAGGAGAGGGCAGCAAUGACCCUUACCUCUUUAGUACAAAUAACUUUACCGGAAGACAAACAUGGGUGUUUGACCCUGAGGCUGGUACACCAGAAGAGCGAGCUGAGGUUGAAGAGGCUCGUCAAAAUUUCUAUAAGAAUCGACAUCAAGUCAAGGCCAGUAGUGAUCUUCUCUGGCGAAUGCAGUUUUUGAGAGAGAAAAACUUCAAACAAACAAUUCCGCCAGUAAAGAUUGAGGAUGGAGAGGAAAUCACAUAUGAAAAGGCCACAACUGCAUUGAGGAGGGCUAUUAGUUUUUUUGCAGCCUUGCAAUCUAGUGAUGGUCAUUGGCCUGCUGAAAAUGAUGGUCCCAUGUUCUUCCUCCCUCCCUUUGUAAUAUGUUUCUACAUUACUGGACAUCUUAAUAUUGUAUUCCCCAUUGAGUAUCAAAAAGAAAUCCUUCGUUACUUGUAUAAUCAUCAGAAUGAAGAUGGUGGAUGGGGACUUCACAUAGAAGGUCAUAGCAUCAUGUUUUGCACGGCUCUCAGCUACAUUUGUAUGCGUAUACUUGGGGAAGGACCUGAUGGUGGUAAGGACAAUGCUUGUGCAAGAGCACGAAAGUGGAUCCUUGAUCAUGGUAGUGUAACACACAUACCUUCUUGGGGAAAGUCCUGGCUUUCGAUACUGGGUGUGUUUGAAUGGAUUGGAAGCAACCCAAUGCCCCCAGAAUUUUGGCUCCUUCCUUCAUUUCUUCCUUUGCAUCUAGCCAAAAUGUGGAUCUACUGUCGGUUGGUGUACAUGCCUUUUUCAUACUUAUAUGGAAAAAGAUUUGUAGGGCCAAUCACACCUCUUAUUCUUCAAUUAAGGGAGGAGCUCUACACUCAACGUUACAGUGAAAUUAAUUGGAGAAAAAUGCGUCAUCUAUGCGCAAAGGAGGAUCUCUACUAUCCCCAUCCUUGGAUACAAGAUAUGCAAUGGGAUAGUCUAUACAUAUUGACUGAGCCUCUUCUUACUCGUUGGCCCUUCAAUAAGUUAGUCAGAGAGAAAGCUCUUCAAGUAACAAUGAAACAUAUUCAUUAUGAAGACGAGAUCAGUCGAUACAUUACCAUUGGAGUUGUGGAAAAGGUGAUAUGUAUGCUUGCUUGUUGGGUUGAAGAUCCGAAUGGGGAUUAUUUCAAGAAACAUCUUGCUAGGGUGAAAGAAUUCAUAUGGAUUGCUGAAGAUGGAAUCAAGAUGCAUAGUUUUGGUAGUCAAUUGUGGGAUACUAGCUUCACUAUUCAAGCUCUUCUUGCUAGUGAUCUCAUUAAUGAAAUUGGACCGGUAUUGGCGAGAGGGCAUGACUUCAUAAAAAAAUCUCAGGUCAAGGACAAUCCUUCUGGAGACUUUAAAAGAAUGUAUCAUCAUAUUUCAAAAGGAUCUUGGACUUUUUCUGAUCAAGAUCAUGGAUUACAAGUUUCUGAUUGCACCGCUCACAGUUUGAAGUGCUGCUUGCUUUUCUCAACAAUGCCAUCAGAGGUUCUUGGUGAAAAAAUGGAACUUGAGAGGUUGUUUGAUUCUGUAAAUAUUCUACUUUCCUUACAGAGUAAAAAUGGUGGUUUGCCAGCCUGGGAGCCUCCAAGAGCCGGGGAUUGGUUAGACCUACUUAAUCCCAUAGAAUUCUUGGAGGAUAUUGUUGUUGAGCAUGAGUAUGUUGAGUGCACUGCAUCAACAAUCCAAGCUUUGGUUUUGUUUAAGAAGUUGCACCCAGGGCAUAGGACGGAAGAGAUUGAUAGUUCCAUUCGAAAUGGUAUUAGCUACAUUGAAAACACACAACUGCCUGAUGGUUCAUGGUAUGGAAGUUGGGGAAUUUGUUUUAUCUAUGGUACAUGGUUUGCACUAGGUGGAUUGGCUGCAGUUGGUAAGACUUACCACAAUUGUCCUACUGUGCGCAAAGCAGUUGACUUUCUACUUAGUACACAAAAAAAUAAUGGUGGUUGGGGAGAGAGCUAUCUUUCAUGCCCAAACAAGGAAUAUGUACCACUUGAAGGAAAUCGGUCAAAUUUGGUACAGACUGCAUGGGCAAUGAUGGGUCUUAUUCAUGCUAGACAGGCUAAAAUAGACCCGACACCACUUCACCGCGCGGCAAAGUUGAUAAUCAAUUCUCAAAUGGAAGAUGGAGAUUUUCCUCAACAGGAAAGCACUAGAGUCUUCUUCAAGAACUGCAUGUUACACUAUGCAGCAUAUCGAAAUAUCUUCCCAUUGUGGGCUCUUGCAGAAUACCGCAAGUGUAUCCCAUUGCCACCAAAAGUUAUGUAACCAACCGCUAUAAGAGCAGCAUAGCGAGUUGUUAAUUCCUUAUCUAUUCUAUACUACCUACUUUUCUCUUAGUUCUUGCCCACCAAGACUGUUUCUUUGCAGCUAUUGAUGGAUGAAAGUUUAUUACAGCCACUUGAAUAAU